This is a messenger RNA of Nematostella vectensis (starlet sea anemone), 3415 nucleotides long. Its product is annotated as stimulated by retinoic acid gene 6 protein-like. The record is from RefSeq and is a predicted model, not a curated record. Gene Ontology annotation, biological process: vitamin A import into cell. The transcript is spliced from 24 exons. Gene Ontology annotation, molecular function: retinol transmembrane transporter activity; signaling receptor activity. NCBI's taxonomy places the organism in Eukaryota, Metazoa, Cnidaria, Anthozoa, Actiniaria, Edwardsiidae. Gene Ontology annotation, cellular component: plasma membrane. Bases 830 to 2746 code for a protein of 638 amino acids.
GUGGCAGGCUUGAAGUACUCGGGCUACCAAGUGGCAUAUUUUGCCUGGGCCUUGGUUAUUUCGCAAUUGGUCUUGUUUGCUCUGAUGGCUUUGGUGGGAAUCCAAAUCAUCCAGCCAAUCGUAGAUGGCUCCAUGGACUCUUUCCUGUGGAAACAAUUAUUCAAUCUCUGGCCCGCAUUUCUUGUAUCAGCCGUGUUCUUCCUGGUGCAAUAUCUUCUCGCUAAGUUUGUGUUUUUGGUGGACAGGGGUUCUGUUCUGGCUCUCGAUAACAGGCGUCUCUUUCACAUCUGUACGUACUUCCUGUUUUUCUUCAACAUCUUCCUGGGCGUGGUCUCAUGUCUCACACGCAUUCUGAUUGGUGCAGGCAUCGGCGUACUUUUUCUCGCGCGUACCCAGAAGAGCCUGGUAGCUAGAGACUAUGAGCUGAUGGAUCCAGGAUUCAAUGCGUAUAUCGGCUAUCUCUACCUGGAGCACACCCAUUCGAACCCAGUCCUCGUCACCUUCUGCAGACUUUUGGUGAUGAGUCUCAGACAUAGAGACUGGGACGAGACAUCAAAGUCACGUGAAUGAAACCGUCCGCAAAGCUGUGGCCGGAGCGACUGGAUUAGAUUCAGACAUCGUGCGAAAAACUACUCAGACUUUCUUCUACAUCUUGCCGUAUUGGAGAGCUUACCGGGGCAUCGAUAGAGCGAGCGCAUCUAAUAGUACCCCAUGUGUUUCAUCGCCAACCAAAGGCGAGUUCACUUACUUAUGCGUCGGACCAGCGAUUGCGAUUAUUCUUCUCUUGUCAUUCCUAAAACCACGUGUCAACACAAUCAAGAGUUGUGGGAUGAAGAUCGUCAGGCCUGGCCUGUGCAUACCGCUAAAUCUCCUGGACAGUUACGAGAACCGACUUGGCUACGCAUGCGCAUUUGGUGCUACUGUCAGCAGGUGUUUGAGGGUGCUGUUCUUCAGCGACUACUCGGAGAUCUUUGACGAGAGGGUGAUGAAGAUACAGAGCGAUCCAGCUACACCGGCAUGGAUGGGAAUGUUCUGGCGUAUUCUGGCCAUGUUUGUGAUCGGCGUCGCCUACUACCCGUUCUUUGCUUGCCUGUCUACUGAUUACAAAAUCUUGGGCGGACUUUUAGGAUCGGCUUACUCUGCAGUGUGGCUAAUAAUAACAGCAUACCAGGUGACGCAGUGCCAAGAGAGAUACCUAUCCUACAUCUACCCCGGUGAUCUACUAGCGAUCGAUUUCCCUACCCACAUGUGCCUGCUGUUUCUAACGUUCUACUUCUUCUACUACGCCGUCAAAGAGAUAGUCAAGCGCUACCAGAAAGCUCACACUGCCAGCUUCAAGGAGGCGAAGGCGGAAGAAGAUGAUUGGAAAAAUUGCUACAAAUACAAAUACGUCAAAAAUCUUAUCAAGCCGUUGCCUAUUGAAGAAAGGGAGGCCCUCAGUCACGCAAGCCAUAGUCACGGUCACGGUCACGGUAGUCACGAUGCUCUCAGCUUCAAAGAGAAAGUCAAAUCUAUGAUGUAUCACUGGAAACCAGAUUUUAAGUACUCUACGAGGGUAGCGUGUACCUACACUGUGGGAUUGCUGGCGGUUUAUGAGAUUGCAUGUGGCUUCGUGGUUCUUGGAGGGAUAUUCUACAAGUACACACUUAACUAUCUUGAAGAUCAUCCGAAACUACUAGAUGAUAUUGGCCUUGGCACCUACAUCGACAGCAUAGAGAAAUACAUUGAGAUCUGCUUUAUCGCGUGGUACGUGGCGUUAGGCUUGACAUGUGUCCAGUGUGUUCUUCUCGUCGCAAACAUGCUCACGUGGUAUCGUAAGCACGUGAUCAGACUUCAGCGAGGAGACAAAGAGUUUCUACCGCCCCAUCAUGCAGUUGGACACUCCGCUUCCAUGGAGACGCUUGCUUGCCUGAAGUAUUCCGGUUAUCAAGUGGCCUAUUUAGCAUGGGCGUUUGUCAUUAACCAUUUCGUGAUGUUCCUUGUGGCGGCGUUACUCGGGAUUGAGUUCAUUCAGCCUAUUGUUGAUGGCUCCAUGGAUUCAUUUGUCUGGACUCAAGUGUUGAAACUUUGGCCAGCGAUAUUUGUGUCGCUUUUGAUUUUCCUGAUACAAUUUCUUCUCGCAAAGUUCGUCUUCUUGAUUGACAGAGGUUCCUCGAUGUCACUCGAUAACAGACGCCUUUUCCACAUUUGCGCCUAUUUCUUGUUCUUCUUUAACACCUUCCUCGGAUUGAUCUCGUGCUUGCUUCGUAUCAUCCUCGGCGCGGCGCUCGGGAUUGUCUUCCUCGCGCGAACACAGAAAAGUGUCGUGUCCCGAGACUUCGAGGACUACGACCCAGGAUUCCAUGCGUACGUCGGCUACCUCCUCCUGGAGCACCACCACUCGAACCCAGUCCUCGUCACUUUUUGUCGAGUGUUGAUUAUGAGCUUGAGACAGAGGUACUGGGGCGAGACACCAAAGACAGAUGACGACCAGCAAGACAUUGAAUUAGACGAAGAAAAGCAGCUAAGUCGUCGCCGUGCCCGUAUUCGAUGGUCUCUCGCCGUCACUUUGAUCAAUAACCCAAACCUGUGCGAGCUUCGAAAGCGGGACAAGUCCCCGGAAAAGGCGCCAGUACGCGAUUUAAAAGUCAAGGUGAACGGAUUUGGAGUUUCAAAUGGAGCUGCAUAUCACAAUAAGGCGAACGAUGAGUUGGCAAAUGGUGAACGGGAAUCCGGUACCGUGGGCAAGAUCUCGACUCGUUUGUAAAUACUGUAUGAUAUUGUCUAUUACAGCUAGAAAGUCUUUGUAAACCCGGCAGGUACACAUAGGAGAAGUUGGUUUAUACACAUUCAAUAGAUAGGCAGACAGGCGUUUUCACUGUCUUGCUUGGUAUAGGAGAAGUUGCUGUAUACACAUUCAACAGAUAGGUAGACAGGCGUUUUUCAGUAGCUGAUCUAGGGGGAAGGUUUAGGGGGUUUAUCACCCCCCCCCCCUCUCUCUCUCUCUUGGGCUGCUAGGAAGCCAUAUGUAACAAAAAUUUACCCCCUCCCCCCUUUGACACUGAGCCAAACCCCCCCUUCAGCGAAAAGCUAGAUCCGGCCCUGCAUUGUCUUGCCUGCUAUAGGAGAAGUCGCUAUAUACACAACUAGGUACAUUUCUACUAUCGGGCAAGCUUACCGGCCCGUCGAUACCCAAUAGUGAGUCCUCUGACGUUUUCUUGUCACCUUUGAUUGCUUUCUUUUUAUAGAAAAAAAACUAAUGCAUUUAUAUUAUUUUCAUAUUGACAGCUAUAAUAUGGCGUGUAUUCUUACAUUUUUAGAAAAUAAUAUAGUUUUAAAAUAAUAAUGGAGCACAUGAUUUUUAGCACCUAUCUGAUUAAAUAUUUAUCAUGAUUUCAGAUAUUUGUUUUCGAAAAUAAAACUUAAAAUUACAUCA